CGUCAAGCAGCGACCGACCGUCGAGCAGCCAUGGCCGCCACGGAGAUGAAGGUGCUGCUGAGCGCCAAGGAGUACGUGCUGGUGGCGCUCACGAUCACGCUCGUGCCCAUCGUGCUGGCCGAGCUCUUCGGCGUGGCGCAGAUGCGCGCCGCCAUCCCCGAGUUCCAGACGAACCCGGACAUGCCGCAUAUCAGCGAGUGGCUCAUCGGCAUCGGCUUCGCGUUCCUCAUCAUCGCGCUGCGCUUCGCCUUCCUGGCGGUGGCCAAGCCCAUCGGCCGCCGCGUGCUGUCCUCGGCCAAGCGAACGCACGAAGACCGCGUCGAGCGCUUCGCCACUGUGCUCUUCAAGCUCACAUGGUUCGCUGUCAUCACCGUGGCUGGAUACUACGUUAUGCGCGACGAGAAGUGGUUCCCGCCGGUGCUUGGAGGCAAGGGUGUGAUCCGCGAAGCCUACUUGAUCCUGCACGAAGCCCCGGGCCUCGCGCUCAAGUACUACUACUUUGUGCAGCUUGGCUACCAUUUCCACAGCCUAUUGUUCAUGCUGCUGUUCUCCCCGAUCCGCAACGACUUCAUCGAGAUGCUGCUGCACCAUUUGGUGACGAUCAUCCUCAUCGGAGGAUCGUACCUUGCCAACUACUGCGCCAUGGGAGCGCUCGUGACCUUCACCCACGACAUCGGCGACGUUACUGGCUACGCCAUCAAGUCGGUGGUGGACACGGGCAACACGCCGCUGAUCGUGGCCAUGUACGUCGUGCUCCUGGUCUCGUGGGGCUACACUCGGCUGUACGUGUAUCCGUUCCACCUGAUCUACAACGCCAUCUUCGUGAUCCCCGAAGCCAACCCGCACGUCGUUGGGAUCUUCCUGCACCCGGGCAACGCGCUGCUCUGCAUGCUGGUUGUGCUGCACGUGUACUGGUACGGCCUGUUCCUCGUCAUGGGCUACACGCUGAUCCGCAAGGGCUUGGCGGAAGAUAUCCAGGACAAGUGCUCGGACGUGGACGACGAGAAAACGCCAGCUCUAGAGACGACUGCGACCGGCUCGAGCAGCAAACCGAAGCACGAGUGA
Molecule: messenger RNA, 1065 nt
Organism: Phytophthora sojae
Lineage: Eukaryota; Oomycota; Peronosporomycetes; Peronosporales; Peronosporaceae
Exons: 3
Coding region: 31-1065 (344 amino acids)
Biological process (GO): ceramide biosynthetic process
Cellular component (GO): endoplasmic reticulum; membrane
Molecular function (GO): sphingosine N-acyltransferase activity
Source: RefSeq, a predicted model, not a curated record